Melanotaenia boesemani (Boeseman's rainbowfish) is the source of this 751-nucleotide messenger RNA. RefSeq names its product transmembrane protein 97 (gene tmem97). The record is from RefSeq and is a predicted model, not a curated record. Gene Ontology annotation, cellular component: endoplasmic reticulum. The transcript has 3 exons. Bases 41 to 577 code for a protein of 178 amino acids. NCBI's taxonomy places the organism in Eukaryota, Metazoa, Chordata, Actinopteri, Atheriniformes, Melanotaeniidae.
GUGAACUUGGACCCCGAUUCAUGGACUGAAGAAGUUGGAGAUGAUGGCCGUCCGCUUGCUAGAAAUAAUCUUUUUCUUUUACUUUGCUUCACACAUUCCGAUCACUUUAUUUAUUGAUCUACAAGCCCUGCUGCCGGGGCACGUUUAUCCCGAGUCGCUGAAAGACCUUCUGAGAUGGUAUGCAGAUGCGUUUAAAGACCCGAUGGUCCUGGAUCCCCCAGAAUGGUUCAGGUCAUUUAUCUUCUGCGAGGCUUUGCUUCAAACUCCGUUUUUCCCCGUUGCAGCCUACGCUUUUCUGAAAGGUGGCUGUAAAUGGAUCCGGACUCCUGCCAUUGUUUAUUCCACACAUGUUGCCACCACAUUGAUCCCGAUUCUAGCACACAUCCUCUUCUAUCAGUUCCCUUUGAAACCCCACCCUGGUCCCCAGACCCCACAGGAGCGCUGGCUGCUGGUUUCCAUAUAUGCUCCGUACCUGCUGGUUCCUGUGCUGCUCCUCCUCACCAUGCUGCUGUCCUCCACAUACACCUCCACACCCAAGUCUGCAGCUGCAUCAGCCAAAGCCAAAAAGAAGAAAUGAAACAGUACCAGAAGAAAACUCUGUUUUUUACUCAAGAUUUAAAAGCUAAUUUUACAACUUUGCACUAUAUUUGUACACGACAGACACAUGAGUAAAUCUCCAUCACGUUUUUAUCCUCAGUGAGAGUAAAAAAGAGGAUCUGUAUUUCCAAUAAACUACUGAGAGAAAUGAUAA